Molecule: messenger RNA, 3297 nt
Organism: Closterium sp. Naga37s-1
Lineage: Eukaryota; Viridiplantae; Streptophyta; Zygnematophyceae; Desmidiales; Closteriaceae
Source: the annotation of a GenBank genome assembly
AUGGCCGUGCAAUGGUUUGGGUUGCCAUGCAUUCCUUCCAUGCCCUUUGGACAACCCCGUGGGACGGUUCACUUUUCCUAUCUCUCUCCACCAUCAACCAUCACCACCUCCUGCCUUCCGUCAUCCAUCCCUACAUCGCCCCUGCCAGGCAGACGUGGCAGUGAACUGGUGUCCAGCCCUGGGAACGGUGCUGGCAAACGAGGAGGUGGUGGACGCCUCCCAGCCACCCUACUUUUCCUCCAUCCCUCUGCCGCUCUCUGCCCCUCUGCCGACGUGGCAGUGAACUGGUGUCCGGCGUUGGGAACGGUGCUGGCCAACGAGGAGGUGGUGGACGGUCUCAGUGAGAGGGGCGGCCACCCCGUCAUCCGCAAGCCCAUGCGCCAGUGGAUGCUGCGCAUCACAGAGCCCAUGCGCCAGUGGAUGCUGCGCAUCACGGAAUGCGCCGAUCGCCUGCUGGAUGAUUUGGACGGCCUGGAUUGGCCCGAGAGCGUCAAGGAGAUGCAGCGCAACUGGAUCGGACGGUCGGAGGGCGCUGAGGUGGAAUUUGCCAUCGCUGACAUGGCAGACGGGUCUGCCAGCGUGCGCGUGUUCACCACACGUCCCGACACCAUCUGCGGUGCCACUUACCUGGUCCUGGCGCCAGAGCACCCACUAGUGGCAUCCAUCACAUCGGAGCAGCAGAGGGCGGCAGUGGAGGCGUAUGUGGUGGCGGCGGGGCAGAAGAGCGACCUGGAGCGCACCGACCUGGCCAAGGGCAAGACGGAGCACCCACUAGUCGCCUCUAUAACAUCGAACGAGCAGCGGGCGGCAGUGGAGGCGUAUGUGGUGGCGGCGGGGCAGAAGAGCGACCUGGAGCGCACGGACCUGGCCAAGGGCAAGACAGGCGUGCCCACGGGGGCAGAGGCGGUGAAUCCCGUCACGGGCGAGCGCAUCCCCAUAUGGGUCGCUGACUACGUGCUUGCUAGCUACGGCACGGGCGCCAUCAUGGCAGUGCCGGCACACGACUCGCGAGACCUCGAAUUCGCUCAAACCUUCUCUCUGCCCGUGCGCCAAGUCGUGCGCCAAGCAGUGCAACGCAACAGUGGUGGCAAGGGGAAAAAAGCGACAGGAGAAGCGUCAAGAGAAGAAGAUGCAGCGAUAGAGGAGGCGUAUGCAGGGAGCGGGGUGAUGGUGAAUUCGGCGUAUGAGAGCACGGGGGUGGACCUGAACGGGCUGGACAACACUGCUGCUGGGGACGCUGUCGUGGCCUGGCUGGAGGAGCGCGGGCUGGGGAAGAAGCAGAUCAACUACAAGCUGAGGGAUUGGUUGUUCGCCCGGCAGCGCUACUGGGGCGAGCCAUUCCCGGUGCUGCUGGUGCCGGGGGAAGGCGGGCAGGAGGAGCGCGUGGUGGGCGUGCCGGAGGCACAGCUGCCGGUGGUGCUGCCUGAAAUGGACGACUUCAACCCCACUGGCACAGGGGAACCGCCCCUUGCCAAGGCCACUGACUGGGUGAACAUAACAGACCCAGUGUCGGGACUACCGGCCAGGAGGGAGACCAACACCAUGCCUCAAUGGGCCGGCUCCUGCUGGUACUACCUACGAUUCAUGGACCCUGCCAACUCCAACGCCCUCGUGGACCCGCAAAAGGAGAAGUACUGGGGCCCAGUGGAUCUGUACGUGGGGGGCCAGAGCACUCCGUGCUGCACCUGCUGUACGCGCGCUUCUGGCAUAAGGAGCAGUGUCUACAAAGGAGGAGCCCUUCCAGUGUCUGGUGAACCAGGGAAUGAUCCUGGGCGAGGCGAUUCUCCUUCCACUCCCCCACCUUUAACCCCCCACCCACUCCUUCUCCCCUCAAAUCACCAGGUGCUGUACGAUGUAGGAGCAGUGUCAACAAAGGAGCCCUUCCAGUGCUUGGCCAACCAGGCCUUUAUCCUGGGCGAGGUCGAGUUCACAGCCUACCGCGACACCACCACAGGCGUUCUCCUCUCCGCCGACGCGGCCACCAAGCGCCCCCCGGGGGAGUGCGUGCCCGAGAGGGUGCCUGAAGAGGCGGUGGAGCGAGGGGUACGAUUUCUAAACACACGUAAUUGCCCCUUACUUCCCCUGCUCACCCCCCAUUGGCAGGUGCUGUACGACAUAGGAGCAGUGUCAACAAAGGAGCCCUUCCAGUGUCUGGUCAACCAGGGCAUGAUUCUGGGCGAGGUCGAGUUCACAGCCUACCGCGACACCGCCUCAGGAGCCCUCCUCUCUGCCGACGCGGCAGCCAAGCGCCCCCCGGGGGAGUGUGUGCCCGAGAGGGUGCCUGAAGAGGCAGUGGAGAAGAAGGGGGAGGGGUAUGUGCUCAAGGCGGACCCGAGCGUGGGGGUGUCGGCGCGCGCACACAAGAUGAGCAAGUCGCGGGGGAACGUUGUCAAUCCCGACCACGUGGUGUUUGAGUUUGGAGCGGAUUCGCUGCGCCUCUACGAGAUGUUCAUGGGGCCGCUCAGGGAGACCAAGGUGUGGAGCACCAAGGGGGUGGAGGGCGUGCAUCGGUUCCUGGCGCGCGUGUGGCGGCUGCUCGUGGGGCAGGCAGACCCUGCCACGGGGCAGUACCGCUCCCACGGGGUGGCGCCCUCUGUCGUGGAUGAUGCUCUCUCGGAGGAGCAGCUCAGAGCCCUGCACGCCUGCAUCCACAAGGUGACAGAGGAGGUGGAGGCGAUGAGGUUCAACACGGCCAUAGCGGCCAUGAUGGAGUUCACCAACGCCGCCUACAAGUGGCCCAACGUGCCGAAAGACGCCGCCCGCCCGCUCGUGCUGUUGCUCUCGCCCUUCGCCCCGCACGUUGCCGAGGAGGCAGCGCCUGGGAGGCACCUCGCCUUACCCCGAUACCUGGUUGAGGAUACAAUAGCGCUGCCAGUGCAGGUGAACGGCAAGGUGCACGCUACACUGCAGGCCCUGCCCCAAUACCUGGUGGAGGACACGAUCGCGCUGCCAGUGCAGGUGAACGGCAAGGUGCACGCCACACUGCAGGUGGCGGUGGGGGUGGAGCAGGAAGCAGCAGUGGCGGCAGUGCUGGCCCACCCCAACGUGGCCCGCCCGGUGGAGGGGAAGAGCCACACGCAGGCCCUGCCCCAGUACCUGGUGGAGGACACGAUCGCGCUGCCAGUGCAGGUGAACGGCAAGGUGCGUGCCACACUGCAGGUGGCGGUGGGGGUGGAGCAGGAAGCAGCAGUGGCGGCAGCGCUGGCCCACCCCAAUGUGGCUCGGGUGGUGGAGGGGAAGAGCGUGCGCAAGACCAUCUUUGUCAAGGGAAGGAUUCUCAACCUGGUCGUGGGAUGA